This is a messenger RNA of Trichomonas vaginalis G3, 435 nucleotides long. RefSeq lists its product as uncharacterized. The coding region runs from base 1 to 435 and encodes 144 amino acids. The transcript has a single exon. The record is from RefSeq and is a predicted model, not a curated record. Lineage: Eukaryota; Parabasalia; Trichomonadida; Trichomonadidae.
AUGGGCAACUUGUUUACCAUUCCAUUUUCAAAGAUGGUGAGAAUCGCCAAGAGAAACCCGAGAAUCAUUUACAUCAAACCACCAGUUGAUGGAAAUGUUAGUGGGUUAAUCAAGUGUAUUGGUUACAACGGCAAUAUCAUUCACGAAGAAAAUUUCGAUUCAUUCCCCGGACAUCCUUUGCAAACUGCAAUCCCGAAUGGGAUAAGCUUUCACGAAGCUGUGUUAAAAGUUUUAAGAUUACAGUGGACUGGAAGUUCAUCUCAUGUUGAGCCUGCUAGAAACAAUGCAUCUUCAAAAGAUUCCAAAUCGAAGCAUUCUUCUUUAGCUCAAAUUCCAAAAUCCAGUAACGAAUCGCAUACAAAUGAUGAUUCACUUCAAUAUGAAGAUUCAGAGAUGAGUGAUAAUUCAUAUCUUUAUAAUACUGAUGUUUUCUGA